Ramularia collo-cygni is the source of this 3066-nucleotide messenger RNA. Its product is annotated as related to Exportin-T. Gene Ontology annotation, cellular component: nuclear pore; cytoplasm; nuclear matrix. The transcript has a single exon. Gene Ontology annotation, biological process: tRNA re-export from nucleus. Gene Ontology annotation, molecular function: small GTPase binding; tRNA binding. Lineage: Eukaryota; Fungi; Ascomycota; Dothideomycetes; Mycosphaerellales; Mycosphaerellaceae. The record is from RefSeq and is a predicted model, not a curated record. The coding region runs from base 1 to 3066 and encodes 1021 amino acids.
AUGGAGACACAGGUCGAACAAGCUAUCGAGCUUGCCUUUGACCCUAGCACCGACCAAAACACCAAGAUACAGGCAUAUGACUUCCUCACUCGCCUACGCGAGGACGCCAAUGCCUGGCAGAUAUGCCUAGUGCUGUUCACGCGCCAUCCCACGCCGUCCGAAGUUGUGCGACUGGUGUGCCUGGAAAUCGUCAACAAUGCCGUACAGACACAGCKACUGGACCAGUCCGCCCUGAACGACGUACGCCAUCGGCUCAUGGACUAUGUGCGGCGGCGGUAUGGGGCCGGAACGGAGGAAGUGGACACACCCACUAUACAAAACAAACUCACCCAGACCAUCACAUACCUUUUCACGUCCCUAUACGCGGCCGACUGGCCCGACUUCUUCGACGAGUUUAUUGCAUUGGCCGGCUCUCACGCUGCUGCCAGUCCAGCACACACGGCUGCCACAAUCAUGCUUCUGCGCAUCCUAAGCUCCAUCCAUGAUGAGAUUGCCGAUGUCAUGAUCCCACGCACCGCAGAUGAGCAACGUCGCAGCACUGAACUGAAGGAUCUGGUUAGGACAAGACAUGUGAACAAGAUCUCCGAGGUAUGGCAGGGAAUCUUGUCGAAUUGGACGCAGCUGGACCUGAGCCUGGUCGAGAUGUGCCUAAGGACUGUCGCAAAGUGGGUCAGCUGGAUUGAUAUAUGGCUGGUGAUAAAUGAGAGAAUUCAAACGGCCCUACUCGAUAUUGCGGGCCAGCAAGGAACACUCAACUCUGAGAGUAAAGAGGCCAAGGCAAGGGACGCAGCCAUCGACACUUUCACAGAGACUGUGGGGAAGAAGAUGGCCCCCAAUGACAAGGUCGAGCUCAUCAACUAUCUCAACCUUCCCACCAUCAUUGGCCAACUCGUAGCGAGCCCAGCGCUCGCAGAACUACGAAGUACGCCAGAUUACGACACCGACUUGGCUKAGACGGUCGCGAAACUUGUAAACAAUGCAGUUUUCGACGUUGUCAAGGUCCUCGACAGUGAUACCAUUGACGAUCAGACUCGAGCGAGGGCGGAUCAGCUGCUCCAGUCCUUCGUGCCGCACUUGCUUCGUUUCUUCUCAGACGAAUACGAUGAAAUCUGCUCUGCAGUGAUCCCAUCCUUGACGGAUCUUCUCACCAUGUUCCGAAAGUUGAAAAAGUCAAAAGGCAACUUGCCCAGUCACUAUUCCAGCAUGCUUCAACCGAUCCUGAACGCCAUCAUCGCCAAAAUGAAAUACGAUGAGACAGCAUCAUGGGGUGAUGAAGAUGAUCAGACCGACGAGGCCGAGUUUCAGGAGUUGCGUAAGCGCCUCCACGUGCUACAGCAGACUGUGGCGGCGAUAGAUGAAGUGCUUUACACUGAGACCCUGAGCCAGGCAGUAGCCAGCACGUUAGGACGAUUAGGGUCAGCAGAUCGGCCGAACUGGCGCGACCUUGAUCUCGCCCUGCUGGAGAUGCAUCACUUUGGUGAGCUCGCAACGAAGAAUGGUGGCCUUUACAACAAGACCAAGCCUACUUCAGAGGCCGCUUCUCGUCUGGUGGAGAUGAUGUCGACCCUCGUCGGUUCUGACCUUGCUUCGUACCCGCAUCCGGCUGUUCAGCUCCAGUACAUGGAGAUCUGUGUACGAUAUGUGCAGUACUUCGAGCAGAAUACGGCCUCGAUUCCCAGGGUCAUGGAAAACUUUGUUUCCUUUGUUCACAGUGAUCACAACAAGAUACGCUUGCGAUCAUGGUACCUCUYCCAAAGGUUUGUUCGACACCUGCGGGCACAACUUGGUGAAUAUGCUCAGACUGUCGUGCACGCCAUUUCCGACCUUUUGAACAUCAAGGCGGAAGUGCCUGCCGAUAGAGACGAUGACGACGUCUCGUCAGAAGACAACACGCAAUCUUCUGAUGCGACCUUUCAAAAUCAACUAUAUCUCUUUGAGGCUAUCGGUCUCGUGUCCUCGACCCAAAGCGUUCCAACAGCGACGAAAGUUGCCAUAGCAAAGUCGGUAACAGGGCCUUUGGCGGCAGACCUCGCCAACCACUUGCAAGCUGCGGUCCAGGGUGAUGAGCGAUCGGUUCUACAGUCACAUCACGUUGUAAUGGCACUGGGAUCUCUGGCUUACGGUUUCUCUGAUUGGACUCCGGGUGUCACAAGCGGAGCACCUCCUCCAACUGAGGUGUCGCAGGAGUUCGUCACUGCGAGCGAUAGUGUGCUCAUAGCAUUGGAAAACCUCAAGCGCCACUCCGACAUUCGUGCCGCAGCUCGCAGCGCUUUUUCGCGAUUCCUCGGCGUGCUCGCUUCACAUGUGUUACCACAACUGCCACGCUGGAUCGACGGACUUUUGUCGUCGGCUUCGUCAAACGACGAGAUGGCAAUGUUCCUCCGCACACUAGGGCAAGUCGUGUACGGAUACAAAGCUGAGAUAUCCGGUAUUCUCGACCAGCUGCUCUCGCCACUCUUCUCACGCGUGUUCACUGGCUUGUCUCAACCGGCCGCCGGCACAGAUGACGAGAUCCAGCUCAGGGAACUCAAGCGCGAAUACCUGAACUUCGUCUUGGUUAUCCUGAACAAUGAACUUGGCGCCGUUCUUGUGAGUGCGUCGAACCAAGGCAUCUUUGACACCUUCAUCGCAUCGGUGACACGCUUCUCCUGCGAUCCAGCUGAUCCACAAAGCGCACGAUUGGCCUUCUCAGUUGUGACAAAGAUGACUGUCAUCUGGGGUGGUCCCGAUAUUGCACUAGGUGCGGACACUAUUCCCCAGCCGACCCUGCCUGGCUUUGAUGGAUUCAUCCUCUCCCAAUUUGCCCCUCUUCCGUGGACACUAGUUUCUACCGACAAGGUCAGUGCGGGCGAUGCGCAAAUGCGCAGCGUUCUGCAGGAAGCUGCCAGUUUACAGUGGACCAUCCUGCGAAAGAAUGGUGCCGGUUAUCAGAAUCAACUGCAAGCAGAACUACGAACCCUUGGGGUGGGCGAUGAGGGCAUUCAAUCCUACUGCCAGAGCAUCGCCGGUGACAUAUUUGCUUUCCGGAAGUUCUUCGUGUCGUUUCUACAGCAGGCGAAGCGGUAG